Molecule: messenger RNA, 1308 nt
Organism: Micropterus salmoides (largemouth bass)
Lineage: Eukaryota; Metazoa; Chordata; Actinopteri; Centrarchiformes; Centrarchidae
Gene: esrrd
Product: estrogen-related receptor delta
Exons: 7
Coding region: 268-1287 (339 amino acids)
Biological process (GO): regulation of DNA-templated transcription
Cellular component (GO): nucleus
Molecular function (GO): steroid binding; nuclear steroid receptor activity; zinc ion binding
Source: RefSeq, a predicted model, not a curated record
CCCCUGGACGCCACGCCCGCUCUCAGCCCGUCACACCCGGCCUUCCUCCUCCCCAGCCCGGCCCACUCCUCCUCCUCCUCCUCUUCCUCCUACAGCCUCCUCUGUGGAGCGCCGGAGCCCGACUCCCCGACAGGAUCUAGUUCCAGCGGAGGAAGCGUCGGAGGCAGCGCCGUGGUGUCCGAGGCUGCCGUGCGUUUCUCGUUGUCACAGACGGGUUCGUUUUCAGCACAGGUGGACUCCAUCCUGAGGGGCGACUUCCUGACGCCGAUGGGCGCCGCGGGGCCAAAGAGGCUCUGUCUGGUGUGCGGCGACUUCGCCUCCGGGUAUCACUACGGCGUGGCGUCCUGCGAGGCCUGCAAGGCUUUCUUCAAGAGGACCAUACAAGGCAACAUCGAAUACAGCUGCCCGGUGAUGAACCAGUGUGAGAUCACCAAGCGGAGGAGGAAAGCCUGUCAGGCCUGCCGCUUCCAGAAAUGUCUCCAGGCCGGGAUGAUGAGGGAAGGUGUUCGGAUGGACCGAGUGAGAGGAGGACGGCAGAAGUACAAGAGGCGGGUGGAGACGGGACUGAGUUUAUACGCCAAAGCCCGUACAGCCACGCCGUCAGCAGCCGUGAGAAACAAGGUGAUUUCCCAUUUGCUGCUGACAGAGCCCGCCCCGUUGGCCGCCAAUCAGGACGAUUCGACCAAUGACAGCAGCCUGCGGACCCUGCUGACCCUGUGUGACCUCCUGAACCGGGAGCUGCUGGUUCUGAUUAGCUGGGCCAAACAGAUACCAGGUUUCUCCAGGCUCUCAUUGGUCGACCAGAUGUCACUGCUGCAGAGCGGUUGGAUGGAGGCGCUGCUUGUGGGCGUGGCCUGGCGGUCGCAGGGCGCGGCGGCGGAGGAGAUCGUGUUCGCCGGGAACCUGCGGCUGGACGAGGCCCAGUGUCGAGCCGCGGGACUGGCCGAGCUCUAUAAGGCCGUGCGUCACCUGACGGCGAGAUACCAGGCGAUGAACCUGAGCCCCGAGGAGGCCGUGACGCUGAAGGCCAUGGCGCUCGCUAACUCAGAUGCCGACCCGGUGGACUGUCCUGACUCGGUGCAGAGGUUCCAGGACGGGCUCCACGAGGCCCUGCAGGAGUACGAGUCGACCCGCAGAGAGCAGCACCGGGCGGGCCGGCUCCUGAUGAGCCUCCCCCUCCUGAGACAGACGGCCGACCGAGCCGUGGAGGCCUUCCUGUGGCUGCACCGCCACCGCUGCGUCCCCCUCCACAAACUGCUGCUGGAGAUGCUGGACGCCAAGGCCUGAACCCCUGAGACCACGUAGGAG